AUGAAUAUGUUGGAUGAUGAAGAUGACCAAAGCUUUCACGCUACGCGUGACGGCUACUCCCAUUUGAGCGAUGUCGAAUGGGAUGCGGUUGAACGAAUGGGUUCGACCAUGGGCAUCCAUGCUGUUAGCGUCAUGCUAGAGGCUCUCAAUAGAGAUGCCCAACAUGCUACUAUCGCCAAGUUCAUUCAAAAUGAACUUGACGCAGAACGCGAGAAAGUAGCCUUGCUUCACCAACAAGGUUCUCAACAAGCAGAGUUGUUGAGAGAACAAGGUGCUCAACAGUUUGAACUGUUGAGACAGCAGCAGGCUGCUGCUGGCGGGUCGAUGCACUCGCGUCGGCCCGAGACUUUGAAGAUUGACAUCUCAAAGUAUAGAGGGGUCGAAGAAGACUCCCUCUUGAGAUGGUUCGUCGAAUUGGAUGACGCCAUAAGGGCGCGUCGCAUCGACGACGGGGAUAUGCAAGUUGCAUUUGCCCAGUCAAAUCUGGCAGGACGUGCCAAGACUUGGGCACUGGGGCUCAAGCUGCACGACCCAUACGCGUUUGGGUCGUUGGAGUCUUCAAGUCGCGGCUCAGACAAACGUUUGAACCGCCUAGAGCUGAGUUCGGGCUCGAACCGAACUCUUGAAGCUCAAGCAGGGUAA
Molecule: messenger RNA, 642 nt
Organism: Peronospora matthiolae
Lineage: Eukaryota; Oomycota; Peronosporomycetes; Peronosporales; Peronosporaceae
Source: the annotation of a GenBank genome assembly